Suillus bovinus is the source of this 1296-nucleotide messenger RNA. RefSeq names its product MFS general substrate transporter. Gene Ontology annotation, cellular component: fungal-type vacuole membrane. Gene Ontology annotation, molecular function: transmembrane transporter activity. Gene Ontology annotation, biological process: transmembrane transport. The transcript has 14 exons. Lineage: Eukaryota; Fungi; Basidiomycota; Agaricomycetes; Boletales; Suillaceae. The record is from RefSeq and is a predicted model, not a curated record. The coding region runs from base 1 to 1296 and encodes 431 amino acids.
AUGGAUCACAUAGACUUACCCGUCAUCACAACCGAGGACCCGGAUUCUAAAAAGCCACUCAGCCCAGAGGAGUGCUCACCUGACUAUUUUCCAGAAGGCGGGUUUAGAGCUUGGGCUACUGCAUUUGGAGGCUUUCUUGUGCAAUUUUGCACGUAUGGAUACACGAUGUCGUUUGGCGUUUAUCAAGAUUUCUAUAGUCGGACUUACAUAACGAACCAAUCUCCCUCAACAAUUGCCUGGAUCGGCAGUAUCAACGCCUUUCUUUUCGAAAUUUGUGGCUUGGUAAGUGGGCAGCUUUAUGAUCGAGGAUAUGUCCGUCAAUUGGUUAUAGGCGCAUCUCUUCUUCAAGCAGUCUCGCUUUUCAUGCUGUCACUCGCCAAACCUGAUCAGUACUACCAAGUAUUCCUUUCGCAGGGCAUCGGGUCAGGCUGCGCUGCCGGUUUGCUCUAUAUCCCCUGUAUGGCUGUUGUUUCGCAGUAUUUUCACAAACGACGUGAAUUGGUGAUGACUUUCGUCGCUUCAGGAGCUUGCCUAGGCGCUGUGGUGCAUCCAAUCAUGUUAAACAAUACCCUGAAUGGCCGCAUUGGAUUUGCAAAUGGAGUUAGGGCUAGCGCUGCCCUCAUUAGCGGUUUGCUGUUCAUAGCAUGUUUCCUGAUCAAGCCGAGGUUCCCCCCAUCUAAGGCAUCAACAACAUUUCUUGCAACCGCAAGGAAAUGUGCUCAUGAUUCCGCAUAUAUAUGUGGAACUGCGGGAUUAACCAUUUUUGCUGUUGGAUUCUACUAUCCCCUAUUCUACCUUCAGCUCGACUCCACUUUGCAUGGUCUCAGCAAAACAUUCUCCUUCUAUUCACUUGUAAUCAUGAACACAUCGAGUUUUGUAGGACAGCUAACAAGUGGCUUGCUCGUUGAAUACUUUGGUGUCCCAGGAGUCAUGACGGUUGCCACGUUUUCUGGCACUGUCUUACUUUUUGCCUUGAUCGGGUUACGCACCCUAGCCAGUGUGGUGGUAAUUGGUAUUCUUUACGGGUACAGCGCUGGAAUUUUUCAAGCGCUAUGGGCACCGAUUCUGGCUGUCUUAUCGCCAGACCCAUCUGACCUAGGAGCCCGCAUGGGCAUUUCCUAUGCCUUUAUGGCUCUCGGAGGGUUGAUAGGCCCACCGAUAUCAGGAGCAUUAUUAACAGGUGAUUACAUCUGGUGGCGCGGCGCAGUUUUUAAUGGGAUUAUGGCUGCAAUUGGGUGCUCAUGUUUCAUCGCAGUGCAGGUAGUACUCAGGCAUCGGGAUCAUGUUUCUCAGUAA